AUGGAGGCGGGCCGCGUGGAGGCUCAUCGGGAGCUGGAGUCCCACCUCAGCGUCGCGAGGCCGCUGACUCUGGCACAGCGCCUCCUGUUCUGGUCCACGAACCUGCCCUACUGGGCUCUCCUGGCGGCCGUCUGCCUCCGGGGUGCCAGGCCGGCCAUGGGCCCAGCUCCCGUGCACUGCGUCGCCGCCUUCGCCGUCGCGCUGUCCAGCUCCCUCUUCCACAUGGUGCAGCUGCGGCUCGGAGGUCCGCUCUGUGGGAGGUGCUGCCCCACGGCGUGCCUCAAGCACCUGGGCACCCCCGCUUGCCUCACGCGCCUGAUCGUGGCGGACGUCAGCUGCGCCGCCGGCUACGGGGCAUGCCUGCUGGCGUGGGACGCCGCAUCCGUGAAGUGGCUCCUGCCGCCGCUGUUGUUUCUGUUCGGCGGUGCCUUUCUACGGCGUCAGGGGCAGGCUGUUGCCUACGCGGUUGCACAUGGCCUGUGGCAUCUUCUAUCGGCGGCGGCGUUGGCCAAAGUGGUUCUUCUGGGCACUUUUGAAGUCUGA
Prorocentrum cordatum is the source of this 543-nucleotide messenger RNA. NCBI's taxonomy places the organism in Eukaryota, Dinophyceae, Prorocentrales, Prorocentraceae. The record is from the annotation of a GenBank genome assembly.